AGUGGGGAGGGGAGAGGCUGGGAGCAGGUUCACAAGUAGUGGCUGGGAGUAGUAGUGAACAGUGCCCUGUGGAUUUCUUGGGCUGAAAGUGAAGAUCAUCCUCACCACAGUGUAUUCCUCAAUGGUGGUGGUGGUGGGGGUCCUCUGGACUCUAGAAAUCCAUGUGACCAGUGGGUCUUGGGCUGCAUUUGGACCAAGGAAUACUCCCUGGGCUGAGAGCUCAAGUAAGGGCUGCUGUUUUUGACUCCUGUUGACCGAGGAGCCUUACUCUUGAUUUAGGCAUAGAGCUGGAAUCUACCUGGGCCAGCCACCACAAGGACAGACCCUGCUCAUAGCCAAAGAUAGCUUCCCUGAGCUAGGGAGAGGGUGUAGGGUGAGCAAUGCACAAAGAUUCUAUGCUGCUCUGUGUUGAUUCCUUCUUUCUGUGAACACCUGUGCUUUCCACCUAUGCCCCAAAUGAAAUCUCACUCUGGGUCUAUUUCAGCUGGAGCAGAUCAGCUUUAUAUUAUGGGGCUAUGCACAGGGUUUCUUCUGGGUAGAGGGAGUAACACUGCCACAGAUACUAAGCCUAAAAACCCAAAAGUUGACUUACUACAGCCCAGGUGGGCCUGGGUGAACUCACCAGGGAUGCUGCUCUCUGGGAGGACCUCAAAGAUAACCUCCUCAAAGAUAACUUCUCUGAUGUGGGAAUAAUAAAAAGGAUUUGUUAGUCUCUAGUCUUUGAAGCAUCUGGACCUCCAAAAUUCCAACCCUACUACAGUCUCAAGCAUAACUGAUCCUCCUGAGAGCUAAGAGCUAAAGUCAGGGUACUGGCCCUAGUGUCUCCAAACUCAAGGAUAGUCAUAUCUUACUUGGAUGAAGCCAAGGUUGGCCUGGGGUGACCUGAGGGACUGGGGCCUAUGUGUCCAUCUUUCUAGAAUCGCCCGGAACUGAGGACUGAGAGGGUAGAGUAUUGUGGUCUAUGGGAACUAUAGACCAUAGCGCAUGGUCCAUCACUGUCCAGAGCCCAAGGGACCCAUCGGGACCAUUGUUCUAUUCCCUUGCGGCUGCGGUUUUCUCUGCCUUGGCUCAGCCUGCCUCGCGCCAGCUCUGGCGUGGGACCACAAUGCGCUGCCUUGCCCUGGAAAAGGGUCCAGCUGGCAGCCUCGCUGCUCCCCGCCUUGAUAUAAUGCUGCGCUCUCAAGUGGCAGGUCGAGUCUUCCCAGAUGACGCCUGAGAGCGACCACGCUCCGCCCAGGAUUCUCUACGGCCUCGGGGCCGCUAAGCCCCGCCCAUAGUCCCGCCCACCCGAGGAUUUGUCCAAUCCAGGCGAAGUGUUCACGCUCCGCCCAAAGUUUUGUGUUGUCACUUCCGGCCCGCUCCAGGAAGUCGUGCUGCGGAGCCAAAUUUGAAGCAAGCGGAGGCGCGGGGGCGCGUCUACGAAGCCGGACCUGUAGCAGUUUCUUUGGCUGCCUGGGCCCCUUGAGUCCAGCCAUCAUGCCUAUCCGUGCUCUGUGCACUAUCUGCUCCGACUUCUUCGAUCACUCCCGCGACGUGGCCGCCAUCCACUGCGGCCACACCUUCCACUUGCAGUGCCUAAUUCAGUGGUUUGAGACAGCACCAAGUCGGACCUGCCCACAGUGCCGAAUCCAGGUUGGCAAAAGAACCAUUAUCAAUAAGCUCUUCUUUGAUCUUGCCCAGGAGGAGGAGAAUGUCUUGGAUGCAGAAUUCUUAAAGAAUGAACUGGACAAUAUCAGAGCCCAGCUUUCCCAGAAAGACAAGGAGAAACGAGACAGCCAGGUCAUCAUCGACACUCUGCGGGAUACGCUGGAAGAACGCAAUGCUACUGUGGUAUCUCUGCAGCAGGCCUUGGGCAAGGCCGAGAUGCUGUGCUCCACACUGAAAAAGCAGAUGAAGUACUUAGAGCAGCAGCAGGAUGAGACCAAACAAGCGCAAGAGGAGGCCCGCCGGCUCAGGAGCAAGAUGAAGACCAUGGAGCAGAUUGAGCUUCUACUCCAGAGCCAGCGCCCUGAGGUGGAGGAGAUGAUCCGAGACAUGGGUGUGGGACAGUCAGCGGUGGAACAGCUGGCUGUGUACUGUGUGUCUCUCAAGAAAGAGUACGAGAAUCUAAAAGAGGCACGGAAGGCCUCAGGGGAGGUGGCUGACAAGCUGAGGAAGGAUUUGUUUUCCUCCAGAAGCAAGUUGCAGACAGUCUACUCUGAAUUGGAUCAGGCCAAGUUAGAACUGAAGUCAGCCCAGAAGGACUUACAGAGUGCUGACAAGGAAAUCAUGAGCCUGAAAAAGAAGCUAACGAUGCUGCAGGAAACCUUGAACCUGCCACCAGUGGCCAGUGAGACUGUCGACCGCCUGGUUUUAGAGAGCCCAGCCCCUGUGGAGGUGAAUCUGAAGCUCCGCCGGCCAUCCUUCCGUGAUGAUAUUGAUCUCAAUGCUACCUUUGAUGUGGAUACUCCCCCAGCCCGGCCCUCCAGCUCCCAGCAUGGUUACUCCAAAAAACUUUGCCUAGAGAAGUCACACUCCCCAAUUCAGGGUGUCCCCAAGAAGAUAUGCAAAGGCCCCAGGAAGGAGUCCCAGCUCUCACUGGGUGGCCAGAGCUGUGCAGGAGAGCCAGAUGAGGAACUGGUUGGUGCCUUCCCUAUUUUUGUCCGGAAUGCCAUCCUGGGCCAGAAACAGCCCAAGAGGCCCAGGUCAGAGUCCUCUUGCAGCAAAGAUGUGGUAAGGACAGGCUUCGAUGGGCUCGGUGGCCGGACAAAAUUCAUCCAGGCUACUGACACAGUCAUGAUCCGCCCAUUGCCUGUUAAGCCCAAGACCAAGGCUAAGCAGAGGGUGAGGGUGAAGACAGUGCCUUCUCUCUCCCAGGCCAAGCUGGACACCUUCCUGUGGUCGUGAGAACAGUGAGUCUGACCAGUGGCCAGACACAUGCCUGCAACUUGUAGGUCAAGGACUGUCCAGGCAGCGGUUUUGUGGACAGAGCCCCACUUUCGGGAGCAGCCUGAGGCGUAAGGGCAGACAAACAGGUGAGGGUGAGUGUGACACCCAGAGACUGCUCUUCCUGCCCUCACCCUGCCCCACUCCUACGACUGGGAGCUGACAUGACCAGCCCACUGAUCCUGUCAGCAGGUCCUGCUCCUGUUGCCAGGCUCCUGUUUAUAGCCAUGAUCAGAUGUGGUCAGACUCUGGGCCUGGAGACCACGGUCACUUGUUGACUGUCUCUGUGGACCAGAGUGCUUGAGGCAUCUCAGGCAGCCUCAGCCUGAGCUUCUACCUGCCUUUGACUUGCUUCUAGGCAUAGCCUGGGCCAAGCAGGGUGGGGAAUGGAGGAUAGCAUGGGAUGUAUGGAGAGGAUGGAAGAUUUUCAUGUAAAAUAAAAUUAAAAAAAAAAAAGAAUC
Messenger RNA from Gorilla gorilla gorilla (western lowland gorilla), 3386 nucleotides. It is a transcript of the gene TRAIP, whose product is annotated as TRAF interacting protein. Gene Ontology annotation, biological process: protein ubiquitination; replication fork processing. The record is from RefSeq and is a predicted model, not a curated record. Gene Ontology annotation, molecular function: ubiquitin protein ligase activity. Gene Ontology annotation, cellular component: nucleus; site of DNA damage. NCBI's taxonomy places the organism in Eukaryota, Metazoa, Chordata, Mammalia, Primates, Hominidae. The transcript is spliced from 15 exons. Bases 1477 to 2886 code for a protein of 469 amino acids.